Penaeus indicus is the source of this 4261-nucleotide messenger RNA. RefSeq lists its product as uncharacterized. Gene Ontology annotation, biological process: regulation of proteolysis; proteasome-mediated ubiquitin-dependent protein catabolic process. The record is from RefSeq and is a predicted model, not a curated record. NCBI's taxonomy places the organism in Eukaryota, Metazoa, Arthropoda, Malacostraca, Decapoda, Penaeidae. The transcript is spliced from 16 exons. Gene Ontology annotation, molecular function: ubiquitin protein ligase binding. The coding region runs from base 10 to 3474 and encodes 1154 amino acids. Gene Ontology annotation, cellular component: cytoplasm.
CAACCGGUGAUGUCGAGAGACCUCAUGCUGUUAACAUACGACGGGUGGUUCAUGUUGCAGUGCGAAAAGCUGAGCACCCCAGACGUGGCCCCAGACCUCCCAUACUCUCUCCUCCCCGCGCUGUCCGAUGGCUAUUUUUCUGACGUCACCAUCACAGCUAGAUCAGGAAGAAAGUUUGAAGUACACAGCAUUGUCCUUGAGUGCAGCCUGCCUGGCAUGGACUGGCAAGAUCUCAGUGGGCUGGAGGAUGCGGUGCUAGAAACUGUCUUACACUACCUAUAUUCUUGCUGUCUGCCACCCAGCUUGACCACAGCCACUGCACAGAGGACCAUGGCAGCCACCCAACACAUGCCAGGAUUGGAGGAGCUGCGCAAAAAGUGUGAUAUCUUUGUCAAAAAUACAAACCUGCGGAAUAGGUUGGUGUCUCUUAUGCAAGAGGUGCAGGAGUGCGUGGAGGUAAUGGUGCAACUCUUCAACCCAAGUGACCCGGCAGGCACCAGCCCCUCGCACCUCAUCACUGUCCUCAAGGCGGCACUCAGACAGAUGGCCAUUGGUGUGGUGAAAAUCGUAGAGCUGAGCCAGGAGUUUGAGCACUGUGGCUGGAGACUGACCCAGGAGGAGCAGCACGAGGUCAUGCGCUACACUAGGUCACAGCUGCCCCCCCUUCUGGCCACAGUGGUCCGGCUCCUGACCAAUGUCCGCGCCUCUCUCACUGCCCUCAACCACCACACGAGGCAGCAGCUUGCACAGCAGUUAGUUCCUGAGAUCCACAUAGUCCUGCAGACGGUGUGUGUGGAUGUGGAGUCUCUCAGGACCAGCCUGGAGCACAUCAUCCAGGCUUCGUCUACGUCGUUGGAGUCAGCGCACUCACCAACACACCUGCUGGCCAAAUCGUUAAGAAAUGACCUACACCUCCGUGAGUUGCAGAAACUACGCAUCCUGCAGGAGAACCUCACGUCCUUCCUCAACUCUCUGUUCCACAAGAGGGAACAGUUCCGUGAGAUGUACGGUGGGGCUAGCGUGCGGGGGGUUGCAAGAAUCAUCGAGCAUUUCACUGAGGAACUCCCCAUGCUCAUCCUGCGGUUUGAAGAAGCUGCCGCGGCUCUGGAGGACAUGCUCGAGUGGUCAGAGUUCAAGUUUGUGUUCAAGGGAGCAACGUCUAAGCUGGGCAGCAUUGUGGAACGCCUGGUGGAGCACCGUGGAGUGGUGGAGCCUCUGGUGCUGGAGCUGGUGGAGAGAGUGGGGCACCGGGCCUUCACCACCUCUCUCCAGCACUUGGGCCUCCUGGCACCCUCGCAGCACCCCUCCUCAGGGGACUCCAUCUCCCCCGAGGACCACAAGUCGCAGGGGCUGAAGCAGGAGUUCUGGAGAGAAUUUGGCCCGGCCUCGUCAGGAGAGACCAGCUCACCAGGGGAUUCAGACGGAGCGGGGGACUCUGGCUCCCAGGGUGACUCCACCUCCCCAGACAACCUGAGUGGUGGCAGGAGACGGCAGGGUGUCUCUCCGGUAGGAGACUCGGAGGCAGAGCAGCAACAGCAGCAGUCUCAGUCUACUUGCACCCUGAGCUUGGUAGGCCGAGUAUGUGAGCCUCCUCCCUCACGCAGCAACCCCUUAGCAAUCAACAUAGCUCGCCUGCUAAGCUCUCCACAACUCAGCGAUAUGACUUUUGUUGUAGUGCCUCCAGCAGAAGAUGAGGCAUCACUGUCAUCGAGCCAGGAGGAGCUGGAUGCCCUAGAGGGAGGCGAGGCGGGCAAGGAGCUGCCUGCCAAGGAGCCAAGCCCUGAGGUCUCUGAGGCACAGCUGGGUGCCAUCACCCCACCGCUGCUGAAGGUUUCAUCAACCGUGGUGCGCAAGGUCAAGAAAUCCCUCAGCCUCGACCGUCCGUCCAUCCGAGCUGUUGUGCCCUCUCAAGCAUAUAGCCUCGACUGUGAUGUUGUCACCUGCUCUGACAGCUACUUUGUGACCAAUAAUUCCAUAAUCAGUAAGGACCUUGCCCAGCACCGUUCCAUGGGCAGCAAGCACUCCCUUGGCAGCCCCAGGGAGCCUGGGGGCAGUGAGAGGAGUGCAGACGAGGCUGGGUGCAAGUGUGGCGAGUGUGAGUGCAAGUGUGGUGACUGGGAGGGCAAGUGUGAGCGCGCUGCGAGUGAUGUGUGUAAAGAAAAGAGCUCUAGUUUUGAUGACAAAAAGAGUAUUUUGGGGACUUUAGUGGGUGCAGAUAGUCAUAAGAAAGAAGUUGAUUUGGAUCUCACCUAUAGAUUAAGGCACUCAGUGACUAUAGCCAAAGAGAGGAACCUGGAGGAAAAGAGUGCCCUGGGGGGAUGCAAGGGCCUGGAGUCAAGACAUUUAAGUGCUGAGGGUCAAGGAGGAGCAAAGAGCAAAGAACAGGAAAGAUUAGAUGCCAGACUACAGAGUGAGGUAAGCAGUGAUGCUGACAAAUCAAAAGUCUCCACCAGUGAGAUGAAGCCCCACUCGCACGAGGGAGACAAGACCACGGACCCCCAACAUCUGGAGAAGGGACGACCUGAAUCAGCCUUGCUGGACUCGGCCAAGUUCUUUGUCUCGCCACACAGCCUGGGGGCCAUGAAGAGGGGUGGGCGCCUGAGCAAGUCAAACAGCUUCACAGAGGAAGGAGAAGGACCUGCUAGGAUCUGUGGCCUGGAGGGCAAGGACAUUGAGGGAGGGGAGGCAGCCAAGGGCCAGUUUGGGCUCGACAGCAUGGAGCUCAAAGCCCAUAGAGUGGUUGUUGCCUCAAGGUGUGAGUGGUUCAGACGUGCACUGCUCUCAGGGAUGCGAGAGGCCAUCGACAGGUGCAUCGUAGUCCACGGGUGUAGCGUCCAGACCUUCCAGCUGCUGCUCGGUUUCCUCUACGCAGGCCAUGUGGACUGCACCAGCCUCCCCCCAGACCAGAUGGUGGACCUGCUCGUCUUGGCCGACCACUAUGGGGUGGAUGCCCUGAAGCUUCUCGUGGAAUCUGGCUUAGAGCAGCAUGUGGAUGAUGAUUCAGUAGUUCCACUGUUGAUCGUUGCACACCACUGCAAUGCUUCUCACCUCAAGGAAGUCUGUGUGCAUCACUGCGUUGUCAAUGCCGUUGUUAUGGAAGGUGAUGCACUGGCACAGCUUCCUGAGGACUUGCGAAAUCACCUCACUUUAGCCCUUGGGAAGCACAGAAAAUGGUGUUCAGGAGCCAUAGGAGAGGACGUGCUAGUGGGAGGUAAUGGUGGAGGUGGCGAAGACAGCCCUCUCUCUGUCUCAUCCACAGACCCUUUGAUCGAUGACCAAGUCAGCUUAAUACCAGGACUUCAGUACGGCAGCAACAGCCUUGAGGGAGGCUUGCGGCAAGUUGAGACAGUGGUGCAGCAGCUGAGAGAGGUUGUAGGUCACCAGGUUCCUAGGUCAACUCUCGUCCAAAUCACUCUGGCAGCUGACUAUGACCUCAACCGAGCACUCAACUUUUUCUUUGCCUCUUCGUCAUAGGUGUUCGUCUCAUCUCCUGCUCGGCAGUGAUUCUGCCUGUUUGUCAUCUCGUCUCGUUAUCUGCAAGGCUGUUGAUAGACGCAAUGUCUUUAAAAACUCUCCAGGAGCACAUUCCACACAGAUGCCAAGUGCUUUUUUGUUUUUUCUACAUUUCUCUCAGUCGUGUACACAAGGUUCUUGUGGAAGGCUUUUGCGAAAGAGAAAGGAAAAAUGUUUGUUGAAACCAAAGUGUGAUUUGUAUUCGUGCUCUUAAUGGUCUUUCUUGUUAAGUCUGUCUUGGUGUUCUUCAGUUGGCUUUAGACAGUUGCUUCAUAAUCUUCAAUUUAUCACAUAGGGAUUUACAGUUUUGCGAGUUUAUGUGCGUAUGCUUGUGUUUGUGAUACUGAAGAGUCAUUUAUGAAUGCAUUUCUCUCUCUCUCUCUCUCUCUCUCUCUCUCUCUCUCUCUCUCUCUCUCUCUCUCUCUCUUUCUCUCUCUCUCUGUCCUCAAUUGCUGUUUUCUCUCUCUCAUCCUUAGUCCUUCCAUGUUUAUCUCCUUUUCAGUGUGCAUUUAUAGAGUGACUUAUAUUUAAGCUUUAAGGUUGCCUACAAUCCAGUAUGAGCAUGUAUUUUUAUUUAUGGAAUAUGCUAGUGUGCAUUUUUGCCAUCAUUUACAGCUGCCCUAGAGCACUGCACGUGAUCAAAAGUAAUGGUUUUAUGCACUGUGUGUGGAUGCUUGAGUGUGCUCUACUACAAUCAUUUAUUAUUAUUAUUAUUAUGAUUACUAUCAUUAUUAUAUUUUAAAAUUAA